AUGAUUUGCUCUAAGGGACUCUACUUCAGUAUUAUUAAAAAUAGAUGCGAUUGGAGAGCCCUUGUGAGAUGUGGUGAUAGAGUUGUACUCGAUAAACCAGACCGCGAAGAAGAGCUUGAAAUACCAAAAACUACAGAAUCACCAGAAAAAAAUAACACGAUUGUGGAGCCUCAGAAACCUGAAUCACCAGAAAUUGAAUUAUUGCCUAAUGGAUGUCCAGUCGACCCUGAAGUACACUGGUUAAUACCGAAUGAGAAGUUCUGCAAUUUGUUCUACUAUUGUGUGGAAGGCGAGAGAGAACUAAGACGAUGUCCAUUCUGGUUGCACUUUAAUAGAAAGCUUCAGGUAUGUGAUUGGCCGAAGAAUUCUGGAUGCAUAGAGGUACUUGCUGAAUAA
Molecule: messenger RNA, 396 nt
Organism: Papilio machaon (common yellow swallowtail)
Lineage: Eukaryota; Metazoa; Arthropoda; Insecta; Lepidoptera; Papilionidae
Product: endochitinase-like
Exons: 2
Coding region: 1-396 (131 amino acids)
Cellular component (GO): extracellular region
Molecular function (GO): chitin binding
Source: RefSeq, a predicted model, not a curated record